AUGGCCGAUCCCCUUGGCGCCGCUGCGAGUGUCAUUACCUUAGGGGAAUUUGCCUACAAGGUGUCCAAAAUCCGUGCCGAGGCCAAGGCUGCACCAGCUGAGUGGCAGAGAUAUCGAGAUGGUUUGCUUACAGUCGCCGGUAUUCAAGCUUGCCUUAAGAGUAUCAUUGACAAGUCACCGCAGGUUCGCAAGCUUACCAUCGAGGUUAACGGGAAACGCCAUGCGCUUGUGAACUACGUCAAUGAUUGUCUCUCUGGCAUCAGAGACGAUGCGUCUAUUUUGUUAGACAGAUUCGAGCAACUGAACGAUGAGGAGCCAAAGCCCAGCCCCAAGAAGCGACUUACACGUAGAGUGCUUUCAUACCGCUUUGUUUUCAAAAAACCCGACAUUUCUCGCCUCAUACAGACUGUGGAAAGUGCUCAGUCGUAUCUUCAAUCAUCGAUUGUCCUUGCACAUUUGUACAGCUCAGACGCAUGGCAACAAUCUGUCGGAGAAGUCCUAGACUCUAUAAAGAAGGACCUGGCGAGUCAGGGGGAAGGCCUUAGGAAACUUCAUGAGGAGAGUAAUCUCCGACACGCGAGCAUCGAAACUCGUCUUGAAUUUUUUGCUCAACUCCCCGACCUGAAGCCUAAAUUGCCAAAAUUGAGCAUCAUGUCACGAAAGCAUCACAAGAAAGAUUCUCCCCGUGCUGGGAGACACAAGGGCAAGAAUCCGGUGACGGCAGUACAUGCGAGCCUCUCUACAGCUGGCCCACUUCCAAGCGAGGCUGGGAUUUACAACGGUACUGAACCAACCACCCUCGGCUCUUCCUUACUCGUGGAUUCCAUACAGCAAGAAAUAAGCGACAAUGACAUGGAUGAUGCUUGCGAUGACAGCUCCAGCGAAGAUGAGCCCGUAUCGCAGCCGACGGUCAACCUAGGGGCCGGGCAAGAACGUGCCGGUGGUUCACGAGAAUGCUCCUAUGACCAUGUCAUCCGUGACGGGAAGCUAUUCCAAGUCCCAUCGGACACUGAGGGGAACCGGCCUGAGCGGCAUGUCGCGGAUGUCGUGGAGUCGAUGUCCGACAAAGAAUGGAACAACGUCAGGGAUGCUGAGCCGGAAGAGCUGGAACACUAUAUAACAUCAGCUCCCUGCACUGCUUGUCCUUCGGAUGUUGAAGUCGUGGACUAUGAGGGUCCGAUCGGGAUCGAGACAUAUCUUCAACACACGCUUGUCGAAAAUCCGCAUGCACCUGUUAGGAGCGCUUCCGAAAUAAAUCUAAGCUGUUCAUUUGUGGAAGAUGAAGGAGACUUGUCUGCGUCUGGAGCUGAAACCGAAAGGCCGGAGGUCGAUGCCGAGAAUGCUAGCGUUGGUAAUAGCGACAAUGAAGAAGAAGCAGAAGAAGCAGAAGAAGCAGAAGAAGCGGAAGAAGCAGAAGAAGCAGAAGAAGCAGAAGAAGCAGAAGAAGCAGGAGAAGCAGGAGAAGCAGGAGAAGCAGGAGAAGCGGAAGAAGGGGAAGAAGGGGAAGAAGGGGAAGAAGGGGAAUUCAUAAAUGGCCCCGGAUUUCGUAUCAAACGAGCACCAUCUGACGACCCACAGGUCUUUGCCCUAUUGAAAGCUGUCAUGCAGGGCGAUUCCUCUGAGGUCCCGAGGACGGUGGAUUGGGAUACCCUUCUCGAAUAUUUGCAUCUAGUGGAAAAGCAUAAGCAGGAACUCGGCGAUCAGCCCUUGGGGCAGGCCGAGCUUUGGACCCGUGCACUUCUAUCUCAGGUUCCAGAAGAAUUUAAUGAAGACGCCAUCGAGUGGCUCUGGGUCUUCUGGAAGUUGAGAAUGGGUCCAGAAUUCAAGAAACUAUCUGCGAUGGUUCAACAGCAGGCACGACAAAGUAUUGGCCAGAUGCAACUUGGUUCUCGCGCCAACCCGCUACCCACAGAGAUCAUCGAUGACAGGAGGAUGCUGGCGCUAUACCAAGUUAAAAACAGGAUAUUGCGGGAAACUGAGUGGCAGAGGAAACAGUACUUGAAGACCUUUGACGAAAGUCUCAUACAACCAAUGUUUGCUCCGCUUUCAGCCCUGCGGUCUUCACUAUCUUUUGGCUACCUCACUCUUGAGAGUAACAGAUGGUUCAACUACAGGCCUGCGGACGGAGACGUUGCAGAAUUUGAGGGUGUGAGCUUUUCAGAUGUCUGCAGCGAGGUUCAGUCGAUGAUAGACCUAGGCAGCUGGAUGAUCAGGUCAAAGCCGACAGCUGAAUAUAUGCCUAAACCAGUAGCCAUGCUGUCGGCGCUCAUUCCAGUGGUGGGUGUUCGCCUGCACACAGACGGUUUUUAUGGGGAGUUUCCCUCGGCUUUCCACGAGGAGCUUCUCGCUCUCAUCGCGACCAUGAAAAGGGCGGACUGGGGAAUCGACUUGUCAGCUGUCGAGUGA
This is a messenger RNA of Scedosporium apiospermum, 2406 nucleotides long. RefSeq lists its product as uncharacterized. The transcript has 4 exons. The record is from RefSeq and is a predicted model, not a curated record. Bases 1 to 2406 code for a protein of 801 amino acids. Lineage: Eukaryota; Fungi; Ascomycota; Sordariomycetes; Microascales; Microascaceae.